CGAAAGGACUGCAUAAUGAUUGGCGCAGUUUCAAGAUGUCUCGGUCUGCCCUAGAAGAGGCCACGGUUCUUCCACCCUCCACAGAUGUCGCCUUCAACUAAGCGGAAGGUGGACCAGUGGAGAAGACUAUAAGGGAAGGAGUAAAAGUCCGAUUUAAGUGUCCCCCGUGACGAAAUUGGAUUGCGGCUCAUCCACAACUACCCACUCAUUGAACACCAUGUCCGCUACGGCUUCAAUUGAGACCACCAUCCAACAAGGGGCAGAUGGACAGUUUCUGGACCUCUCGUCUUUUGUAUUCCCGAAAAUGUACGACGAGCAAGAGAUGUUCGACCCAUUCCCGGGAUUCGACUCCUCAACGUCUGCUCCUCAUGCCUUGGUAGCUACCCCGGAGGUACCUCAUUCUGGCUCCCCUAUUGAGCUGUUUGCUGGUCAGCAUCCUUCACGAGCGAGUACACCUAUACAACAAUAUACCGGCUUGGAAAUGGCUGUAGAGGAAGAUGAUUAUUCGGAAGAGGAUUUGUUUCGUGAAAACGAGAAGGAAGUGGCGUAUAAUGAAGACACAGAUUGGAAGAUGGACGACGAUGAUAUGCAUGUGACAAAUGUCCACAUUCAGGACCUGCCCCAGUACGCUCCACUUUGCAUCUCGACUCCUAGAAUUUCCCCUCAUCUCUACGCAUCGGCUCCCCCUCCCGCGCUACCUGAACUGCUCGUUUCUCGGCUGGAUGAGCAACACUCUGCUCGGUACCCUCAACUCGGUCGGGCUCGAGUCGAUUUACCUGCAAAGAAAUCCAACGCGAACAAAAGGGAGUCAUCGACCUGGGUCCGUCGUUCUACCAGGGUAAGAUCACGGAAUGCUAGUGAGCUUCAGCAUCGGCAAUGUACCAUUCCAGACUCACCACCAAACUCAAGCUCAACCGCAGCCUCAAUUGCAACUUCGUCUGCAGAGUCAAAUUAUACAGUUUCCCCAUCUCCUGAACCUUCACGUUCACGACAUUGCUUAUCGAAAGGAUCAACUUCUUGUACACCCCGUCUGGCAAGCUCAUCGCCCGAGGCACAGCUCAUCCAACUUGCGCGACAAGCGGAAGGGGCAAUCAGAAAGAAGGAAAAGGGUAGGCGAGCUUCUGCAAAAAGGAAUCUGCAGAACAAGAAUGCGCAAAAGAAAUACAGGGACAAGAAGAAGAACCUGGCCAUCAGAACUUUUGACUUUGCCGUUGAAAUGACGAAACUCGGUUGUAUUAUUGAAGGGCGGAUGGCCAAGGCGUUUCGGGAUAGGGUCAACGGAUACCUGAAGGAUAUCAGUGCUAUGGACGAUAAUUAUCUGAAAGAGUUCAUGGAGCGAACCGAGAUGGAUUGUAGAUAGAUUGUACAUCUAUUAUAUAAUCUGCGCAGUGUUGUAGAUUGAAUGCUUUCGUCUCUUUUGGCCCUUUGGGGGUCAUCAUAUAUAUUUAGGAGGAUAGGAAGAUGCCAUACAUCAUCUUACUUUCUCCUAUUCCUUCCGUAGCUGCGGU
Messenger RNA from Cryptococcus deneoformans JEC21, 1508 nucleotides. RefSeq lists its product as hypothetical. NCBI's taxonomy places the organism in Eukaryota, Fungi, Basidiomycota, Tremellomycetes, Tremellales, Cryptococcaceae. Bases 218 to 1360 code for a protein of 380 amino acids. The transcript has 6 exons. The record is from RefSeq and is a predicted model, not a curated record.